Molecule: messenger RNA, 1087 nt
Organism: Oryza sativa Japonica Group (Japanese rice)
Lineage: Eukaryota; Viridiplantae; Streptophyta; Magnoliopsida; Poales; Poaceae
Product: HMG-Y-related protein A
Biological process (GO): chromosome condensation; nucleosome assembly; negative regulation of DNA recombination
Cellular component (GO): chromatin; nucleolus; nucleosome
Molecular function (GO): double-stranded DNA binding; nucleosomal DNA binding
Source: RefSeq, a predicted model, not a curated record
UCUACUACUUGGAGGAGGAGGAGAGUACUAGUCGUCUUCUUCCCUGGAUCCAAAUCGAAAAUUUCUCUCCCCCUGUUCACACCACGCCUCACUCCCAUGGCGACCGAGGAGGACGCGUCGACCAUGGCGGCGGCCGAGGCGGACCCCAAGCCCGCCGCCACCCCGUCUUACCCGGAGAUGAUACUGGCGGCGAUCGAGGCGCUGGACGACAGGAACGGGUCGAACAAGACGGCGAUCUCGCAGCACAUCGAGGGGAAGUACGAGGGGCUCCUCCCCCCCGCGCACCCGUCGCUCCUCACAGCGCACCUCGCCCGCAUGAAGCAGACCGGCGAGCUCGCCUUCUCCAAGAACAACUACUUCCGCGGCGACGACCCGUCCCUCCCGCCCAAGCGCGGCCGCGGCAGGCCGCCCAAGCCCAAGGACGCCGCCGCCGCCGCCGCCGCACCGGCGCCCGCGCCCGCGGCGCCGGCGGCCUCCUCGCCGCGCCCCCGUGGCCGCCCGCCUAAGCCCAAGGACCCCCUCGCCGAGGCGGUCGCGAAGGCCACCAGUGGCAUGCCCCGCGCGCGCGGCCGCCCGCCCAAGAAGGCCAAGGUCGAACAGGAAGACCCCAUUGGCGCUCCCGCCGCAGCUUCGGCUCCCGCCGCGGCGGCUGAGGCCGCGCCGCCUGUCAAGCGCGGCCGUGGGCGCCCGCCCAAGGUGAGACCCGCCGCGCCGGUCGGGGAGCCAGCCGCUGCUUGAUUAGCUCCGAUUCUCCGCAUCGCCGCGAUGGCGACGAUGGUAAGCUCCUUUAGGUUGUAACGUAGUCUUCAGAUUAUGUCUCGUACUGAUUGGAGGCGCGGCUCGGGUUGCUGCUUAUUGUAAGUUAAUCGGAUGGUGGGAGGUUUAGGUGUGCUGGAUGGAUCAUCCGUUGCUGAGAGUUGUGAUUGAAUUCGUGUUAUCGCGUGCUGAUUAUUAUGGUAAUGUUGGUGACUUUCGUGUCGUUUGUGUUAAUUCUAGAUUGGUGGCUGCAUUUAGUGUUAUCAAAUGAUGUUGAAUUGUUCUAUGCCAUGCCGGACAAAAAAAUAAGUCUGAUUUAUCGAUGAGUUAA